Molecule: messenger RNA, 3693 nt
Organism: Necator americanus (New World hookworm)
Lineage: Eukaryota; Metazoa; Nematoda; Chromadorea; Rhabditida; Ancylostomatidae
Exons: 23
Coding region: 1-3693 (1230 amino acids)
Biological process (GO): signal transduction
Cellular component (GO): extracellular matrix
Molecular function (GO): protein binding
Source: RefSeq, a predicted model, not a curated record
AUGCUCUGCUCUUUACCGCGAUUCCGCGGGUUCCUCCUUGAUAAUCCGUUCACCAAACUUGCCAGACCCGAAUCUGAGCGUGUGACAACAAAUAAUAAAUGCGAUUAUUAUUGUAACGAUAUGUGGUUGAGAGUAGCUGCAAUACUUGGAAUAUUAAUAGCAAUUGAUGCGUUCCAGAAUUGUCCGAACGGUUGUGAUUGCCUUCCUGAUCCGUUAGUCGAAUCUUCGUUUCUAUACGUGUGUCGAUGGUCUUCGUUACCUUCUGAUUUUAAUUUUUCAAACUCCUCUUCUAUUCGCUCUCUUCAAAUCGUAUGCGAAGACGGUUUUUCGUUACCUAAUAGCCUUUUCCGUACUCUUGGAGGAUUGCAGCAUCUGCGAAUAGAGGCUUGCCGAUGGGGUGGUGAACUUCCAGAGGAGUUGUUUGAACCGCUGAAGAAUUUGCGUUCAUUACAUCUGCAUGAGGUUUCUUUGGCUCACGAGACCUUGGGAGUCUCGGAUGAUGCUCUGGCUAACCUAAAGCGGCUUGAAAAACUUAGCAUUACUAGUUCUAACCUCGUACACAUACCAGAAAAACUUUUCUGCAGUCUAAAAAAUCUUCAGGUCCUGAACGUAUCAUCGAAUUGGAUUUCGACUCUCUCCUCCUCCGCUCCUCAUUGCAUAGCAAAUCAACUGAUUAUUGUUGACUUUUCUCACAAUCGUUUGGAUCGACUAGGAACGGAAUUAAAUACUUUGCCAGCUGUGCGACAGCUAUCCUUGUCGAAUAAUCGUCUUUCGUCCAUUGAACAGGGUUCACUUCUGAAGUGUCCACUAUUGCAGCAGCUCGAACUUAAUAAUAAUCUACUUGAAGGAAUCGAGAACUUACCAGAGACGUUAAUUCAUAUUAAUCUUGCUUCUAAUCAACUGUCUACCAUUCCACCAUCCCUAGUUGUGUUACCACAUCUUGUUUCCUUGAAUUUAUCGCACAAUUCAAUCGAUGAAAGUUCUCCAAAUGUUUUCACCUCCAAUGUGCUUGAACUCUUGGACUUGUCAUGGAAUCGUAUCAGCACUAUUCCAUCGAGACUUUACCCAAAUUCCAUGGGUUCGCUGGUGCAUCUUCACUUAGAAGGGAAUCGUAUUCCAGAGUUGAAACCGUUGGAACUUAUGAAUUAUACACGGUUGCAGACUCUUAACAUUGCCUCAAAUCGCUUGGAAAAACUUCGAGAUGAUAUUUUUGCUGGUCUCAAUGAGUUGUCCGCACUUCGCUUGGCCAACAACUCUAUCGAUACUGUGGAACCGGCUGCUUUUGCGGAUUUAACCUUAGGUGAUGUUGACCUUUCACAUAAUCGUCUAACCGAGGUUCCAAUUGCCAUUGGACGUCUAUUCAGACUCAAGAAAAUUGACCUCAGCCAUAACAAGAUUAAAAAACUGCAUCAAUUCAUCUUCAACAAGAUCUCACAUCUUCAUACUAUCGACCUCAGCCAUAACGAGUUACCAUCGGUCAGCCCAUAUGUGUUCUCAGACUGUGCCUACUUGACAUCAUUGAACCUGUCUCAUAACCAUAUCUCACAGCUGUUCCACGAUUCAUUAGCUAAAUGCCCAUUGCUGAAAAGAAUCGACCUUUCGGAUAACCGUUUAGGAUCCUUAGCUGAUGCACUAUCGCAAGCGCUGGCAGUGCGUCGAUUGGAUGUGUCUCGAAAUCGCUUGGAACUACUACAAUGGGAUGAGCUUCCUCCUCGUUUAGAGCAUCUUAUCGUGGAUUCGAACAUUAUUUCACUUCUGGGAGCUGCCAUCAAGUCUAAAGUACGCACAGCUUCCCUACGUGGGAAUCGCAUAGAACAACUAUCUGCUGACCAGAUCCCAGACACACUUGAGAUCCUCGACUUGUCUGCGAACCGUGUCCAACACAUCGCGGCUGCAACAUUCGCCGCAAAGACAUCACUGCGAUCGCUCGAUCUUAGCGACAACCGUUUACCGCAUCUCGCUGAAGAGUCGUUACUUGCUGAUGGAGUUCAUAGCAUUGAUGCGAACUUACGUGGGAAUCCGUUACGAUGUAGUUGUGAGCUGCAUUGGAUCAAAAAACAGGAAAUUGUUAAGAGAAAAGUGAAUGUUGUUGACAUGUCGGAAACUCUCUGCACGCAUCCAGUCACUGGUAAGGUUCUACCGCUGGAUAAGGUGGAUUCUAAGGAUCUUCUCUGUGAAUAUUCACAAGUGUGUGAACCGGACUGUGUAUGCUGUCAAUUCGGGAAUUGUGACUGUAAGGCUGUAUGCCCGACUGGAUGUGCCUGUUUUAGAGAUGCCCUUUUUGAAACGAAUGUAGUACGCUGUGAACAUUUGACUGAAGCUGAUAUGAAGAGCUUUUCCCCGUCUGCGGUUCCCAUAUCUGCCACACAUGUGCACUUAUCUGGAUUAUCCAUUCCAAUUUUACGAAGUCAUUCAUUCCUUGGUCGUCCACGGCUUGAACAUCUAUUCAUUAACGGUUCUGGUAUUCGUGGAAUUCAACCAAAAGCAUUUAACACGUUGCCGAAACUCAAGCUAUUGGAUCUGUCUGACAAUGCUAUAGUACGUCUUUCUGGUGACGAGUUUCAUAAAACAUCUGCCAUUUCACAUCUGUUCCUCAAUGGAAAUCGUUUGCGAACUGUGGAAAGAGGAUUGACUGAGAAACUUCCAUCGUUGACGACGCUCUCAUUACACAAUAACGAUCUGACUGAUGUCUCCUCGGCAUUAAUGUCAUCUGGUGUGCGAUCAUUGUCGUUGUCCGGCAAUGCGUUUCGCUGCGAUUGCACUCCACGAUUCUCGGCACCGAUGUGGAUACACGAGAAUCGCGCUAAAGUGGUUGAUAUGGAUCGUGUACGAUGUGUUGAGAACGUUACAGAAUCGUUUCGUAACAAUGAUACCACCGUUCUGUCAGCAUAUCCACCAAAUGUUGGACACGACAUCUUCACUAUGUCAAUGGAUGAAUUUCUUCGAGAUUUCAACCGUACUAUUUGUGUGCCGGCCUCUUCGGGAUUUUUCGGUCAAGAACCUCAAAAUUCUAUCCUGACAGUGAUUUUCCUCACAUCUUGCGCUUUUCUGCUAUGUGCGAUGACACUUCUUGGUGUAUCCCUAGUGAGGAAAGCACACAAUGAUAUGAGCCAACGAAGAUACAAGGCUUCUUCGUCACUCAACUGCUCAUCAACUCCUGGAUCAUCCCCGUUACCAGUACCUUUGUUAAAUUUUGAUGCUUUUGUCAGUUACUCCAAAAAAGAUGAGAAAAUGGUGCUAGAACAGCUUUGCAGACCUCUUGAAGAUGAAGAGUAUGCGUUAUGUCUUUUACAUCGUGACGGUCCAGCUUAUCACUCACGGCUCCAUGCGAUCUCAGACGAGCUUAUAUCGCAAAUGGAAGCUUCCCAGUGUCUCGUGAUUGUGUUGACGAAGAAUUUCCUAGAAAGCGAAUGGAAGACGCUACAAAUAAAGACAUCACAUCAACUGUUUGCGAAGAACAGAAGCAAACGAGUGAUUGCCGUGUUAGGCGAAGGAGUUGACCAAAACUUACUUGACGAAGAAUUAGGACAAAUUUUGCGGAAAAACACAUGCAUCCGCCAACGGGACCAUCUAUUCUGGCAAUUGUUACGCAGCGCACUGCCGACACGAUUGGCUAGUGUUCCCGGAAGCGGCGAUGACGCUUCACAGAUUUAUUCCGAUAUGUACGGUAUAGUGCCGUCGGCGGUGCUCUAG